This is a messenger RNA of Adineta ricciae, 1623 nucleotides long. Lineage: Eukaryota; Metazoa; Rotifera; Eurotatoria; Adinetida; Adinetidae. The record is from the annotation of a GenBank genome assembly.
AUGUCUAAUGUCCAAAAUGUUGCCAUAGUGGCAAUAAUAUGUUUACAAACGUUGUUCGGUUCUUUUAGUUCGACGAUUAAUCAAUAUAUAUACGCAUUCUAUUUGCAAACAUAUCCAAAUACAUCGACAAAUAUCGAGAAUGUUACUUUAACUACGAGUAGAUACCGUUCGUUGUACUGGUUGAAUGUGGCAGAGAAUGUGACAGAUGCUCAAUUAUGGGCACAACAGCGUUCAGCAGAAUUAGUAUUUUGGAUACAUUUGAUGAGCAGUGGUCCAGUGAUAAUCAUGACUUAUGUUCUUGGUUUGUAUACAUCUAAAUUAGGAAAACGUUUUGUGCUUAUUUUCACUAUGUUUGGUAUGGGUAUGGAAAUUGUUAUUUGGUUGGCAAUUAUUUAUUUUCAUUUGUCUGAAUAUUGGUGGUUUGUAGCUGCAGUCAUCGUUGGUUUAUCAGGUUCAAGUGGUGUUCUAGGUUUAACUUUAACGAUCAUGAUCACUGAAAAUACAGUAGAAAGUCAACGCUCAUCUCAAUUUGUACGUUUGAGCGCGAUGCAAACAGCUAUAUCAGCUAUGGCCACAUUUGCUGUAGGUUAUUACAUAGAGUGGCGUGGUUUUCUUAAUCUGUAUUGGGCUUCACUUUCCUUCCAAAUAUUAUCGAUAGUUAUAGUGAUCGUCUGCUUCAAAUCUGUUGAUACACAUUCUGAUGAGCGAACACCACUUUUGUCACCUCUAAAUGAUCAAACUCAAGAAUUGUCACCAACGAAUUGUGAUCAGUUUUUUCAAAUUUGUACAGUACUGCGCUCGAAUCAGCGAGCUAAGCAAAAAACUAUUAGUAUAUGGUUAACCCUCUCGGCCAACAUGUUCUAUCUAUUUGCCACGACAGCUUUCUCUCCAUUUCUUUGGUUUCUACUCAAUACGCCAUUCUGUUGGACAUCGAAAGAUAUUGGAAACUAUUCGGCAUUGAGUGCCAUCUCAUAUGCAGUAUUGAGUUUACUCGGCAUGAAAAUGUUUACCUGUAUAGGAGCGAAUGAUGCUAUUAUCUGUAUCAUCAGUCAUAUAUUCUUUUUUUCCUCAUGCUUAUGCACUGCAUUCGCUCAACAUAAUUGGCAAUUGUACUUGAGAUUAUUGCCAUGUGCGUUUUCGGGCUAUCAAGGUUCACUGACCACAUCGAUGAUAUCGAAAUGGUUGGAACCUCAUGAACGCAAUAGCAUAUUCACUCUGCUGACUCUAACGAAUACGAUUAUCUUUACAUGUGGAAGUACUUUAUUCAAUUGGAUAUAUGCGCGUGUAGUAAUCAGCCUUCCAAAUCUGACAUUUUUCAUAGCAGCUAUCCUCAGCCUCGUUGCUCUUGUACUGAAUAUAAUUCUUGUUUUUGUCUCCAGAAAGAUAAUCAAUGAAGAAUCACCUGUAUCUACAUCAAACGAUGCAAAUCCGAUGCCAAUUCACUUCCAACAAGAUGCAAUAGUACAUGUCGAUGAUACAAAUUGUCUCAUAAUUCGUUCUCGAUCAUCAUCCAUUACUUUACUAAAUACACCAUUUUUGAUUAGAUCUCGUGUGAACUCGAUCAGUUAUAAUGAAACACAGAAUUUACCUAAUAACACUGCAUGCGAUCAGAAUAUUUUGUAA